This is a messenger RNA of Actinia tenebrosa (Australian red waratah sea anemone), 924 nucleotides long. RefSeq names its product exocyst complex component 4. The record is from RefSeq and is a predicted model, not a curated record. Gene Ontology annotation, biological process: chemical synaptic transmission; Golgi to plasma membrane transport; exocytosis. Gene Ontology annotation, cellular component: exocyst; growth cone membrane; synapse. Lineage: Eukaryota; Metazoa; Cnidaria; Anthozoa; Actiniaria; Actiniidae.
AUGGCGACGCCUUACAGACCAAGGAGAUACUACGAUUCCUCGUCCGCAGUGCUUCUUUCGGUGAUUCGUACUUUAUCUACAAGUGGUAAUAUCAAGCAAAGAGAGAAUGAAAAAGAAAGACUCCAGUAUGAGUUUAGGGAUUGUGAUGAUAAACUUAACGGCCUUGUUGAAGAACAACAAGUGCACCUCAAGGACACAAUAAGGAUCUUUACAGGGAUAGCAUCAAGAGUUGAAGCAUCCCGAAACAGAGUCAGGCAUUUGAAGGAAAGUCUUCAAGCUUGUAAGACACUUUUGAGAUGUAAACGAGAUGACUUGAAGAAAUACUGGAUGGAGGGAAUGGAAUACAAUGAAGUUUUAAGCCUCCUGGAUAGAAUUGAUCAAGUCAAAAAUGUUCCAGAACAAAUUGAAAAACACAAAAAGCAAAAGUAUUACCUCCAUGCCACAGAGCUACUUGUCUCUACAGUUUCACUUCUCGAAGGCAGUUUGUCAGGUGUGGAAGCAUUACGUCAUGUACGACUUGAUUUGCAGGCCAAGAAAAAGGUAUUUCAUGAGACACUUAUAGAGGAACUUCACAGACACCUGUAUAUCAGGUCUUGUAAACCAAAACAGAGAGAAAGGUUGAUAUCAGGUUCUAAUGAUAGUAAAACACAAAGGACUGCAACAAGACUCAAAGUUACAGAGACAGUGCCAAGUAUCCAGACACCUGUGGGGAAUUUCCAAAAAACACACACAAGAUCUGCAUCAAGAUCACUGAUGCUUGAACAAGGUAGCACUGAAACAGACAUCAACAGCAAGAUUGGCGAUGAGCUCGUUGAAGAUCUCAAUGUUGAUCCUGAAAAAGACAGCGAUCAUUUCAUGACAUUGCUGAUUGAAUCCUUAGCACUGUUGGGCAAGAUACCUGAAGCAAUUGAGUCUUAUUGUUAG